GGAAAAACCGUGUACGGCCAUGGUGUUGGACACUCCCCACCACGUGUAAUAGCCCCGACACCAUGCUGUGAUACGCACGCGCCAAUCACAGCCGAGGAGCUUGACCCACACACCUCAUUUUCCAUUUCAACUCGAUGCAAGCCACUGCCCCUUCGGUAAAGAAGCUCACGAGCGCCACGAGCCUCGACGACUACAGCACCGUCCUCGCCGCCUGGCCGCAAUGGAAGUGCUGCAUCAACGGCAGCCGCGUCGUCCAAACCAACUCGAAGAAAUUCCUCUUUUUUCACAAGGUCGACAUCGUGUACCAUGUCCGCGUCGCGACGGCCACGCACCGCUGGAUCGUCCACCACACAAUGGCCGACUUUCGCCAGCUGCACGAAGCGCUUCUGGCGGCCGCCGACAACAAUGCUGCGUUUACAGACGCGCUCGUGCAUUUCCCGCUGCCGCGCGAGCACCUCUUUGGCCGCCGUGAUAUGCUCGUCAUCAAGGGCAUGUGCGGCAACUUGGAGCACUACCUCGUCAAUUUGCUUCGCUACAUGCAGCGCACGGCGUCGGACCGCGACACUGCACGCAUGUCCGAAUUGCUCCGCGUGUUUCUGAGCCCGCCGACGUGCCUCGCCGACCCGGUGGAAGCCACCCCGAUGGCGCGCGCCAAAAUUAUUUAAACCAUCGCCGCAUACCACGACACCUCUUAUUAUUUAACACGGAUUCCGUUCCUCCUA
This is a messenger RNA of Saprolegnia diclina VS20, 722 nucleotides long. RefSeq lists its product as hypothetical. The transcript has a single exon. The coding region runs from base 135 to 665 and encodes 176 amino acids. Gene Ontology annotation, molecular function: phosphatidylinositol binding. Lineage: Eukaryota; Oomycota; Saprolegniomycetes; Saprolegniales; Saprolegniaceae. The record is from RefSeq and is a predicted model, not a curated record.